Messenger RNA from Parathielavia appendiculata, 799 nucleotides. RefSeq lists its product as uncharacterized. The record is from RefSeq and is a predicted model, not a curated record. Bases 128 to 628 code for a protein of 166 amino acids. Lineage: Eukaryota; Fungi; Ascomycota; Sordariomycetes; Sordariales; Chaetomiaceae. The transcript has 3 exons.
GUGGGUAUCGAUGGAAGUCUGACCGGCAUUCUACUUUUCAUUGCUUGCUCGGGCGAUGCUCGGGAUGCGAGGAAGAGAAAUCGUGAUCGUGGACUGGCGGAAUUGAGGUGGCGAGGGGGCCGCUUUGAUGGUCGGCAGCAUGAACUCGCAUCUCGACUCCCUGCUUGUGCGAAUCCAGGAUUCCGCCCCCAGCAAUGCUGCCAUGCUUGAUGGGUCAUCACAACGUGGUCCGUUUCUUCGCAGCAUCGACCAAAUUCGGCGCGCCUCGGACAGGUUUACGGACAGCAUUCCCCGAGCGGGCGAUGGAGCACUUGCGAACGGGAGCACCCUGUCGCGGUUGUCGGACUUGCCAGCAGGCUGUCUGAGGCUCUUGAGGCGGCCAUCUGCCCUGCGCCGCAAGUCAACAAACUUACCUGCAAGGCGAGCACAACCUGAGUGGAACCGCCCACCUUUCAUCACCCCCAUAAGCUGGGCGGAAUCAAUGGAACGACAAUGGCCAGCUUUCUUGAGACCACCUCAGCCGCCCGCCGGUAGACAUGUCAUCGUCCUCGCCCUCCAAUCCGGCGAAUCCUACAAAUUCACACACCGCAGGGCGUCUACUGUUCUUCUCAGUCUUGGAGCUCAUUGAGCACCCCCAUGCUCAUUCACCGAUCACACCAUCAAAGGCUCAACUACACAAGACUCUGGGGCUCAGGCGGCGGCCACGCCCGUCAGCCGGAUCCCGUCCAGUCAUGUUUAGGUACGCAUGUAGCGGGUAUCAUGCCUAUCCAUCAUUCUCGGCAGUCUCAAGCAGAUCUCU